Glycine soja is the source of this 1479-nucleotide messenger RNA. RefSeq lists its product as uncharacterized. The transcript has 9 exons. NCBI's taxonomy places the organism in Eukaryota, Viridiplantae, Streptophyta, Magnoliopsida, Fabales, Fabaceae. The coding region runs from base 216 to 1214 and encodes 332 amino acids. The record is from RefSeq and is a predicted model, not a curated record.
AAGAAGAGAUAAAGUUAAAACGUCUUCCGAGACACUCAUCUGUGUCAUCUCACUAUCCAAUUCCAAUCCUUCUUCCUUCCUCUCAGAUUCAUUAACAAAAUAUGAUAGUAGCACAUAAAUCCAAAAUAAAAUAAAUUGAACAAGAAUUGUACUAUAUAAUAUAACCAAAAUUAAAAAAAAAGAAAAGAAAAAAGAAACAGGAGCAGAAGAGGAAGAUGCUGGUGAGUGAAUCGAGUGGUUCGAAGGUGGAUCUUCCGGAGGAGUUGCUAAAUGUUCUACCGUCCGAUCCUUACGAGCAGCUCGAUGUGGCCCGCAAGAUCACCUCCGUUGCGCUGUCGACACGUGUCGACGCGCUCCAAUCAGAGUCGUCCGCUCUACGCGCCGAACUCGCCGAUAGGAACCGGCUCAUCGCCGAGCUCCAGUCUCAGGUGGAGUCCAUCGACGCCGCUCUCUCCGAAGCCGCCGAUAAGCUAGCCCGAGCCGACCAAGACAAGGAGAAUUUGCUGAAGGAGAACGCUUCGCUUUCCAACACAGUGAGAAAGCUCACCAGAGAUGUCUCCAAGUUGGAGACUUUCAGAAAGACGCUUAUGAAAUCACUUCGCGAGGAUGAAGAUACUUCUGAAGGAACGCCGGACACUGCAGCUAAGUUACACAGUCAAGCAAGUUUCACUUCCACAUCGCAAUUUGGAGAUGAUGAUGCAUCUUCAACGCUUUCUUCUAGAACAUCUUCGAUGCGAAUAAACACUUCUGAUAUGGGAAAUUAUUUAGCAGAGGAUCGUGAGUCUGAUGGCUCAAAAUCUCGAGCAUCACAUAAUCUCCUCUUAGCAUCUCAAACUAGCACCCCUCGAAUUACUCCCCCUGGUUCCCCUCCUAGUAUGUCUGCAUUGGUAUCCCCAACAAGAACAUCAUCUAAGCCUGUGUCUCCAAGGCGCCAUGCAAUUUCCUUUUCAACCUCAAGAGGAAUGUUUGAUGAUAGGUCUUCAGUAGGGUCACAAACUGGACGAACACGCGUGGAUGGAAAAGAGUUUUUUCGCCAAGUUAGGAGUCGUUUAUCUUAUGAGCAGUUUGGUGCAUUUUUGGCAAAUGUUAAGGAACUGAAUUCUCAUAAACAAACUAAAGAGGAAACACUACAGAAAGCUAAUGAGUUAUUUGGGCCUGAAAACAAGGACCUCUAUACUAUAUUUGAGGGACUGAUAACGCGCAAUGUCCAUUAGCACUAUCAUGCGGAAAUUAAUUUCAUGACUGAAGUUUUGUUCCAACUUCCUAGUUAAUUUGUAACAACUGAUAUUCCCACUACUUUAGCAACCUUUUCCCAUUGUAAAUUACAUAUUACUUAUUAUUGCGUGAUAAAGUUUUAUUUGAAUUUCCAAGCCUGUAAAUUUGAAUUGGGGAAUGACUUCUCUUGACAAGAGCAAGUCUGUUAACAGGUCGACCAUUGGUGUCCUUUUAGGAAAUGCAUACUGUGUGUUCUUGCUUUCA